This is a messenger RNA of Cyclocybe aegerita, 303 nucleotides long. The record is from the annotation of a GenBank genome assembly. NCBI's taxonomy places the organism in Eukaryota, Fungi, Basidiomycota, Agaricomycetes, Agaricales, Hemipholiotaceae.
AUGUUCGACUCACAGAUCGGCUCACUCCUCGCCCUCGUAGCCCUCGUCGCCUCCAACCCCCACCUACAACUAGCUCCAAGUGCGCGCCGGAUCCCCGCUGGCACGACCUUCACAUCUCCUCAGCCGUAUACGAGGUACGACCGAGGCGGCGACGCCGACCCCGUCUUCCUCCUCGAAGAGGGAGCGACUCUGAGCCUUGUUGUCAUUGGCGCCAACCAAGCUGAUGGCAUUCACUGUCUUGGCUCGUGCACCCUCGACAACGUCUGGUUCGAGGUGACGACACUUCAAUUCAAUACUUGCUAA